Adineta ricciae is the source of this 1071-nucleotide messenger RNA. The record is from the annotation of a GenBank genome assembly. NCBI's taxonomy places the organism in Eukaryota, Metazoa, Rotifera, Eurotatoria, Adinetida, Adinetidae.
AUGACUCCACGUGGUACAGUGUCGCCAGCGGAAUUUACUAAGCAUGUUGUUUAUCAAACAUGUCUUGGUUUUUCAUGUGCUCUUCGAGGUUUUAUUCUUUCGUGGAAUAAUACUUACGUAUGGAAAACACAACAACGAUCGUUUCUAUCGCUUCUCACAUGUACAUUGUUGAUUUAUAUCUCGCUCGUGAUUAUUUUCCUACCAUUUCGUUUAAUUGUUUGGCUUAUUUCAUUUGCAUACACCUUUGCACCAUCGGUCAUCGAAUGGUUUGAACAUGUUUCAUCAGCACGUACACUUCUGUACAAACUACUUACUUUUAUACCACUAUUGGCGGUAUUUACCAUGAACAAUUUACUUGGAUAUGAUAAACUGUUCUUUUCGGUGUUGGCAUCGGUAAAUCCUUCAUUAGCUGAACGUCUCAAUUCACGUGCACGACAAUCAUUUGCAAGUUCAUUCUACUACUUUCUUCGCCGUACAAUUCAAAUCUUUGCUUUCAUAACACUCAUUCAUUUCCUUCGUUCGACACCGUAUCUCGGUCGAAUCGUACCAGCUCUUUGGGUUUUUAAAUACGCUCGAUAUACAAUCGUCAAUACGAAACAUGUCUACUUGCGAACAACGUUUUUCAUUUUACUUUUUCUACUAACAAUCUUCAAAUCUUUACAUCCCUAUGCGUUAUCAUUACUACACUUACAAAUGGCGAGUACGGCACUUGCACGAGAAUUAUUCGAUACAUAUCUAUCACGCAUUCAUACACAUACAGUAGCGAAUCAUCGUCCGAUAUCGAUCAAAUCGCCUACACCACCGGCACGUUUUCACUUCUUAGGUUUUCUUGUCCCGGCACUUUUGCAUCCAAUUUUUAAUUGGCAAGCAACAGCUGAUGUUGAUCGACCACCGAAUCAGUUAAUUUUACCACAUAGAAAAAUUACACAUUUUCUACGUGAAAACUAUUUUCUUCUACUCGCCUUUGCUUUUCCGUACAUCUUCGUUUUCUCCGUACCUUUAGUCGGAUUUUUCUGUGUAGGAUUCGCACAUGGUGCAGCUGCGUAUACUCUCGCUGUGAUCACAAAAUAA